UGCACACUGAACCAACUAGAUGAGACAAAACAUCAAAGUGUAGACAGAAUGGAUUUCCUCAAUUGGACGGAAGGAGCGUUUGACACGAACAGCAGCAGUUAUGCCUCAUUUGAGAUUGCCAGACUCCCUCCCAGUAAAAUCCUACUGACUAUAGUCCUUUCUGUAGUGACCAUCCUCACUACAUUCUUUAACUGCCUGGUGAUCACAGCUAUCGCCGUCACUCGCAAGCUGCACCACCCAGCCAACUACCUCAUCUGCUCAUUGGCAGUGACUGACUUACUGGUGGCUGUGCUGGUCAUGCCUUUCAGUAUCAUCUACAUCCAGAAGGAGAAAUGGGUCAUGGGUGAGGUGGUGUGUACUGUCUGGUUAAGUGUGGACAUCACUUGUUGCACAUGCUCCAUCCUACACCUUGCGACAAUUGCCAUUGACCGUUACAGGGCUAUUACCGAUGCUGUGGAGUAUUCUCGCAAGCGCACUGGAGCCAGGGCUGGUGCGAUGGUGGCAGUGGUCUGGCUUUUGUCCAUCCUCAUCUCCCUUCCUCCGCUGCUGUGGCGGCACUACAGCGAUGAUGCAGAACAUGAAGACCAGUGCAUUAUCAUCCACCAUCACAUGGCCUUCACUCUUUAUUCCACUCUCGGAGCGUUUUACAUUCCACUGCUGCUCAUUCUUAUUCUGUACUAUAAAAUCUACAAGGCUGCUCAGACACUUUAUAUGCGGAGGGAGGCUAGCAGGGCUAGCCGUCACUCAUGCAUGACCAAUGGGAGCAUGAUCCCUUCAUCCUACCCUCCUGGAGACAGUGAUGCUGAUUGUGGGCCUCAAAGUCCAGCUCCUAAUAGCCCGCAGGAAAAGUCUUUCUCUGAACCCUCGACUGAGGAAACGCCGCGCGAUCGUGUUCGGGUCUCAAGAAAGGCUUUUCAGAGCAAGUCACACAAACAGGAAUCAAGUACUGAGUCUCGUCGAAGCCAGUUCUACCAAGGACCUCGGAUCUCAGGCUCAAGGGAGCGAAAGGCAGCAUCAACAUUGGGACUGAUAAUAGGAGCCUUCGUCAUCUGCUGGCUACCAUUUUUUGUCAAGGAAGUGAUUGUCAACACAUGCAGUUCUUGUAAUACUUCCAUGGAAAUGGCUGACUUUCUUACAUGGUUGGGCUACCUUAACUCUCUGAUCAACCCGCUCAUCUACACCAUCUUUAAUGAAGACUUUAAAAAAGCCUUCAGAAGACUUAUUAGGUGCAGUCAUUACCUCUGA
Nematolebias whitei (Rio pearlfish) is the source of this 1245-nucleotide messenger RNA. It is a transcript of the gene htr1fa, whose product is annotated as 5-hydroxytryptamine (serotonin) receptor 1Fa. Gene Ontology annotation, biological process: adenylate cyclase-activating adrenergic receptor signaling pathway. Gene Ontology annotation, cellular component: plasma membrane. The coding region runs from base 49 to 1245 and encodes 398 amino acids. The transcript has 2 exons. Gene Ontology annotation, molecular function: G protein-coupled serotonin receptor activity. The record is from RefSeq and is a predicted model, not a curated record. NCBI's taxonomy places the organism in Eukaryota, Metazoa, Chordata, Actinopteri, Cyprinodontiformes, Rivulidae.